UAUAUGGAUGGUGACGUGUUACCGGACCGUGUGUAUUAUAUGGAUGGUGACGUGUUACCGGACCGUGUGUAUUAUAUGGAUGGUGAUGUGUUACUGAGGUGCAGGGAAUAGAUUCAGAGCCAAAUAUUUGGGGGGCCUAUAAUAAACACACAUAGGGGGGUCUGUCUAUGUACAUAGGAAGUUAUAUAGGCAGGGGCGUAGCUAUAGGUAGCAGUGGCAUUGGGGCCCUUGUGCCUAAGGGGGCCCAAAACACAUCUGCCCCAUAAGAGACCAGUAUUUUCGUUGGCACAUUGGGCCCUGUUGCAGAUUUUGCAUCGGGGCUCAGAAGGUACAAGCUAUGCCUCUGUAUAUAGGCUAUAAUGGGGAUCCUUGGGGUUAUGACAUCACACGAUGGAUACAGUGAUGUCAUUGGUUUGGGCGGAGCUUUCUCUAUAUAGAAAUUGAUUUUAUCUGUAUACUAUGUAGGCAGAGGCGUAACUUGUAGCAUGUGGGCCCCAAUGGCAAAUAUGUAAAAGGGCCCCAUGUCUACCAUGUUUCAUUUAUACUACUGUUACCUUUUUGUUUGUGCAAAUGCAGUAAAAAACAUAAAAAAUAGAAAAUUUCAAUACUUUACAUUAACCCCAAUAUGGUGCAUCAGCAAACAAUAUUGUUGUACGGGGGGAGAAGGGACAUAUUCUACGGGACUGCUCUUAGUGAUUUGGAUUUUCCAAUUUUCCAUCUGGGUUUUUGUACUGUUUAUAGGUAAAAAAAAAAAAAAGUGUAAAAUAGGUAUAAAAAAUUAAGUUUUUAAAUUUUUUUUGAGCUAUUUUUGAAUUAUGAAUGUCUUUUUUCUCUUUGUUUUAAGGUAAAAUAAAAUGGGGUACCUCACUUUCCUAAUUUUGCCAUUGCUUAUAUUGGGGAUAAGUGGCAUCAUUUACAUUUAUCGGGAAGUUGUGCGACUGAUGUCCAGAUCGGCGGUGAAAAAUAAAGUGAUUGUGAUCACUGACGCAGUGUCCGGGCUGGGGAAAGAAUGUUCCAGAGUUUUUCAUGCCUCAGGCGCGCGUCUGGUUCUUUGUGGAAAAACGUGGGAGAAACUCGAAGCGCUACACGAUGCUCUGAUCAGCGUUGCUGACCCCAGUGUGACCUUUACCCCCAAGCUAGUUCUCCUGGACAUUAGUGAUGUCAACGACAUUGAAGCUAUGGGCAAAGAAAUCCUGGAUUGUUACGGCUGCGUGGACGUGUUGAUCAAUAACGCCAGUAUGAAGAUCAAGGGCCCCGCUCAGAGCGUCACCCUAGAGCUGGACAAGAAGAUCAUGGAUGCAAACUAUUUUGGCCCCAUAACCUUAAUCAAAGCGAUUCUUCCUCAUAUGAUUUCUCGAAGGACGGGACAGAUUGUUCUAGUAAACAACAUACAAGGAAAACUGGGGGUUCCCUUCCGUGCGGCCUAUGCAGCGUCCAAACAUGCCAUCCAGGGCUUCUUCGACUGUCUGAGGGCUGAAGUGGAGGAGUUCGAUGUGUUUGUCAGUACAGUCAGUCCAACCUUUAUCCGGUCAUACCACGUCCAGCCCCAGCCCGGGAACUGGGAGGCCUCCAUCUGGAAAUUCUUUUUCAGAAAACUGUCUUAUGGUGUCCACCCUGUGGAGGUGGCUGAGGAAGUCCUCCGCACAGUCAGCAGAAGGAAACAGGAAGUGUUCUUGGCCAAUCCCAUCCCCAAGGCUGCACUUUAUGUCAGGACCUUCCUCCCAGAACUGUUCUUUGCUGUGGUGGCCACAGGGGUAAAGGAGAAACAUUUUGUUGAAGAGGAAAAAUAAAUCUAAUUGUCAUGUCCACUGAUGCUGAACUGAUCCAUAUAUGUCUUAAAGUGUCUAUCCCUCACCUCCCUUACCAUCAUUGUAAUAUUUAUUUAACUAGGCCCAAUGUUCUGCAUCAAUUCUCCAAUCUGUAUAGUAGUUGGAGCUUAAAGUAAAAUUUCAAAAUUCUGGCUACCUGCAGCCACCACUAGGGGGAGCUGAGGACUUACUCCAUACUGUUAGUGCAUUAAAUUCAAUUAUAAAUCUGUAUACAUGUCUCUGCAAAGGAUUUGGAGCUCUGUAUCAGAAAACUGGUGUUUAAACCUCCUUAAAACAUAUAUAUAUAUGACUCAGCACAGAACGUUGGACCUAAAACAGACUGGUGAGAAAAGGUUCAUAAACGCCGACCUCUAUUACAGCCUCCCCCAUGGUUACCUUGGAUAACUGGCCGUACACAUUAGAUAUGUGCCAGCUCAACCCCCUAAUGCGUAUGUUGCCUGCAUACUCACCCCGAUGGCAGAUGAUGCCUGCUGGGUGACCAACCCUUUGUUCUCUCGGAGCUGCACCCAGUGGAAACUAACAAUGGUUUCCCCCCUUGGCCGAGCGUCCAUGUAUUCUGGAUGGAGCAGCAGUUUAUAACCCCUGAGAACAACUGUAUCAGGCAUGUUAAACUCUAAUAUGUCUAACCCAUCUGUUCUCUGCCAUCCAAUACCGUGGGUGACUUGGAAGGCCCCAUACACAUUAGAUGGUCAUCCAAUUUUACCAAAAUUGGCACAUUUGGCCAACAUAAAUCUAAUGGGUAUGGCCGACUCAUCAUGAUGAAGGGCUAAUAUACAUUGUUUCCAUUGAAAUUAUGGAGGUAACCACCCAAUAUACAGUGGGGCAAAAAA
Molecule: messenger RNA, 2659 nt
Organism: Hyla sarda
Lineage: Eukaryota; Metazoa; Chordata; Amphibia; Anura; Hylidae
Gene: DHRS7C
Product: dehydrogenase/reductase 7C
Exons: 6
Coding region: 855-1790 (311 amino acids)
Biological process (GO): regulation of release of sequestered calcium ion into cytosol by sarcoplasmic reticulum
Cellular component (GO): sarcoplasmic reticulum membrane
Molecular function (GO): all-trans-retinol dehydrogenase (NAD+) activity
Source: RefSeq, a predicted model, not a curated record